UGUUACGGCGAGUCCCGAUGCUCUGAUGUGUGUGUGUGUGUGUGUGUGAGAGAGAGAGAGAGAGAGCGCAUAACUUAGCUGAUCUUUUCUGUCGUGGGUAGCCGCUUACGCUCAAUGGACGUCAAGAGCGGAGAGGGAAGGAUGGCUUCCUCAGGGAGUGACAACGGGCUUCCUAUCGUCCUUGUGACCAAUGAUGACGGGUCCACAGCUCCCGGGUUGCUGGCUCUUGCUGACGUCCUCAUUUUAGGCGGGAAAUGCCAGGUCUUUGUCUGUGCGCCUGAUCAAGAGAGAUCUGGGGUAUCACACUCAAUCACUUCAGGGGAGAACCUUCUGGAAGCGGGUCCUGUUGGGGUGGCCAAAGGAAUCUUAGGAUACGAAGUCUCAGGAAGUCCGGCCGACUGUGUGUCCCUGGCUCUCACCAGUGAUAUGUUUCCAUGGAAGGUUGCCCCAGCACUGGUGCUCAGUGGGAUCAACAAAGGUUGUAGUAUUGGCUAUCAUAUGUUUUAUUCUGGAACGGUAGCUGGUGCGAGGGAGGCAGUUAUACAUGGUGUUCCUGCGAUGGCAAUUUCACUACAUUGGUAAGAAACCUAUCAUCUUUCAUUUCUGAAACAAACACAGGAAUCUAUA
This is a messenger RNA of Chara braunii, 627 nucleotides long. NCBI's taxonomy places the organism in Eukaryota, Viridiplantae, Streptophyta, Charophyceae, Charales, Characeae. The record is from the annotation of a GenBank genome assembly.